This is a messenger RNA of Clarias gariepinus (North African catfish), 2370 nucleotides long. Its product is annotated as protocadherin alpha-8-like. NCBI's taxonomy places the organism in Eukaryota, Metazoa, Chordata, Actinopteri, Siluriformes, Clariidae. Gene Ontology annotation, biological process: homophilic cell-cell adhesion. The record is from RefSeq and is a predicted model, not a curated record. Bases 1 to 2370 code for a protein of 789 amino acids. The transcript has a single exon. Gene Ontology annotation, cellular component: plasma membrane. Gene Ontology annotation, molecular function: calcium ion binding.
AUGGAGGGCGGAAGACAAAGGCACAAAUGGCAGACAUACUGGAUGUCGCUGUACUUUUCUUUGACGAUGGGCUUUACAGAAGGAGUAUUUGCUCAGAUACGUUACUCUGUUCCAGAGGAAGUAAAAACAGGAUCGGUUGUUGGAAAUAUUGCCAAGGAUUUGGGUUUUGAUGUAAGUACUUUGUUAGAAAGAAGACCCCGUUUGGUUUCUGGCUCUAAUGACGCCCUUUUUGAAUUAAACCUGAACAAUGGGAUUUUGAUAAUUCAUGAGAAAAUAGACAGAGAGAAGAUAUGUGAUGACUCCAGUGCAUGUUCGAUUAAUCUAAAACUUAUUGUGGAGAAUCCCCUUGAAAUUCAUUAUGUGGAAGUUGAAGUUAUAGACGUAAACGAUCAUUCACCCAAUUUUACUGAUAACGAACAGGUUCUAGAAAUAUCCGAAUCCACUAUGCCCGGUGAGGAAUUUCAGUUACAACCUGCACGUGACCCUGAUUCUGGUGUAAAUACUAUACGCUUGUAUAAAUUAAGUCAAAACGACUAUUUUGAUGUUGUAGUUCGAGAAAACGGAGAAGGAAAAAUACCAGUUUUAAAACUACAGAAGUCGUUGGACAGGGAGCUACAAAAAAUACAUAAUUUGAUGCUGACAGCCAUUGACGGCGGAACCCCAAUAAGAUCUGGUAGCAUAAAUAUUUCAAUAAUCGUUUUAGAUGAAAAUGAUAACAGGCCAAAAUUUAGCCAGGAACUUUAUUCUGUUACAAUAAAAGAAAAUGCUCAAUUUGGAACUCUUGUUUUCAGAGUCAAUGCCACUGAUUUGGACGAAGGCUCAAAUGGAAUUAUAACAUUUUCUUUCGUUAAAAACCUCGACAAAAAGAUUUACAGUACUUUCGAAUUAGACAAAAAUACAGGUGACGUUACCGUAAAAGGCGACGUAGACUUCGAGGUUACAGAUACUUUUAGGGCUAUAAUUACGGCGUCAGAUAAAGGACAACCACCUAAAACAAGCAACUGCAAAGUGUUAAUAAAAGUAGCUGAUAUAAAUGACAACAAACCUGAAAUUGAUAUUACGUCUCUUUCAGAUGUGAUCCCUGAAAAUUCAAAGAUCGGAACCGUAAUUUCUAUUAUUAGUGUAACCGACAAAGACUCCGGGAUCAAUGGAAAGGUAAUUUGUAGCGCACUAAACAGCACACCUUUUGAGCUGAAGUCGUCAUUUAAAGAAAAUAUGUAUUCCUUAGUGAUCAGUUCACGACUAGACCGAGAGCGUAAAUCACAUUACGAAAUAACAAUAACAGCUACAGAUGUGGGACAGCCGCCCCUAUCUUCAUUUAAAACAUUACUCGUCCAAAUAUCAGAUGUAAACGACAACAGUCCAGAAUUUUUUCAGAACCCUCUUGAGUUUUAUCUACUUGAGAACAACUACCCUAGUGCGUCCAUAUUUUCUGUUAGCGCUUCAGACAAAGACAUAAAUGAAAAUGCCGCGAUCUCUUAUCAACUUCUUAACAGAAAGGAACAAAAUAUUGCUUCUUUCCUGAAUAUCAAUUCUGAAACAGGAGUAAUUUAUGCGCUUAAGAGUUUCGAUUAUGAGGAAGUCAAAACCUUCAAAUUCCACGUUCUCGCUACAGAUUCUGGAACUCCGCCACUAAGCAGCAACGUUACAGUAAACGUGUUCAUUCUGGAUCAGAACGACAACGCUCCAGUGAUCUUAUAUCCAAUCAGCUCUAACGGUUCUGCUGAAGGUGUGGAGGAGGUUCCUCGUAAUGUAAAUCCAGGACAUUUGGUGACUAAAGUGAGAGCUUAUGACGCAGACAUAGGAUACAACGGCUGGUUAUUAUUUUCACUGCAGGAAGUGAGUGAUCACACUCUUUUUGGAUUAGACCGCUAUACAGGACAGAUCAGGACCCUUCGGUCAUUCACAGAAACAGAUGAGGCUGAACACAAACUGGUCAUACUGGUCAAAGACAAUGGAAAUGUUUCACUUUCCGCAACGUCCACUGUAAUUAUUAAACUUGCUGAGCCCAAAGAAGCUUUUGCAGCUUCCGAUGUCAAAAAAGCAGUAUAUAAUGAAGAAGAAAAUAGCGUUACAUUUUAUUUGAUCAUUACCUUGGGAUCAGUUUCCUUCCUUUUCAUCAUCAGUAUCAUAGUGCUGAUUGUAAUGCAGUGCUCCAAAUCUACAGACUAUUCCUCUAAGUAUAUACAGGAUAUAAAUUAUGACGGGACUCUGUGUCACAGCAUCCAGUACAGAUCUGGAGAUAAACGGUACAUGUUAGUUGGACCCCGAACGAGUAUCGGUUCUAAUACAGUUGCAGGAAGUAGCGCGAAUACUCUAGUAAUACAAGAUCGCAGGAGAAGAACUUCUAUGGAGGUAAGCGUGAUUUGA